Messenger RNA from Mus caroli (Ryukyu mouse), 2071 nucleotides. NCBI's taxonomy places the organism in Eukaryota, Metazoa, Chordata, Mammalia, Rodentia, Muridae. The record is from RefSeq and is a predicted model, not a curated record.
UAUCGCCACCCACUUUUUCUCCCAUCAAGCUGCGCGCCUGGCCGGGCCUCAUCCCCCUUUUUUUUUCUUUUUCUUUUUUUUUUUUUUUUUUGUGCCAUCCGGGUCUCUCGCGCAAGGGAUUCAGUCUGUGGCGAAGCUUCGAGGCGGCCAGUACUGUUGAGUGCGGGCAAACAGAGGCGCCGCCUUAGCGGCCGGGACUCAAAAAAAUAAUGGCGGCUAUUGAUACAGAACGAGAUGGAUUAGCCCUAGAAAAGACAUCACCGGAUAGAGAAAAGAAAAAAGAGCAGUCAGAUAUAUCUAUUUCUCCUAGAGCCUCAAAACAUCAUUAUUCAAGGUCGAGGUCAAGGUCAAGAGAAAGAAAACGAAAAUCAGAUAAUGAUGGAAGGAAGCACAGGAGCCGGAGCAGAAGCAAAGAGCGUGCUAAUGCGCGAAGAGACUGAACUGAAGACGCUGCAGACUCAGAUAGCAAAAUAAUAAGCCUACUUCAUGAUAAGAACCAACUUCUUGUUAAAACAGGGAAGAAGACAUGAGUCCAAAGAUAAGUCCUCUAAGAGACACAAGUCUGAGGAGCACAAUGACAAAGAACAUUCUUCUGACAAAGGAAGAGAGCGAUUAAAUUCAUCUGAGAAUGGUGAGGACAGACAUAAACGCAAAGAAAGGAAGUCAUCACGGGGCAGAAGUCACUCAAGGUCUAGAUCGCGUGAGAGGCGCCACCGCAGUAGAAGCAGGGAAAGGAAGAAGUCUCGAUCGAGGAGUAGGGAUCGGAAAAAGUCUCGAUCCAGAAGCAGAGACAGGAAGAAGUCAAGAUCUAGAAGCAGGGAUAGGAAACGAAGGAUCAGAACUCGUUCCCGAUCCAGAUCCAGACACAGGCAUAGGACUAGAAGCAGGAGCAGAUCAAGGAGUCGAAGUCGAGAUAGAAAGAAGAGAAUUGAAAAACCAAGAAGAUUUAGCAGAAGCCUAAGCCGGACACCUAGUCCACCUCCCUUCAGAGGCAGAAACACAGCAAUGGAUGCCCAAGAAGCAUUAGCUAGGAGAUUAGAAAGGGCAAAGAAAUUACAAGAACAACGAGAAAAGGAAAUGGUUGAAAAGCAGAAACAACAAGAAAUGGCUGCAGCUGCAGCCACUGGAGGUUCAGUUCUUAAUGUUGCUGCACUGUUGGCAUCAGGAACACAGGUUACUCCUCAGAUAGCUAUGGCAGCUCAAAUGGCAGCCCUGCAAGCUAAAGCCUUGGCAGAGACUGGCAUAGCAGUGCCCAGCUACUAUAACCCAGCAGCUGUGAAUCCAAUGAAGUUUGCUGAGCAAGAGAAAAAGAGGAAAAUGCUCUGGCAAGGCAAGAAAGAAGGCGACAAAUCUCAGUCCGCCGAAAUCUGGGAAAAAUUGAAUUUUGGAAACAAGGACCAAAAUGUCAAAUUUAGGAAGUUAAUGGGCAUUAAGAGUGAAGAUGAAGCUGGCUGUAGCUCCGUUGAUGAAGAAAGUUAUAAGACUUUGAAGCAACAAGAAGAAGUUUUUCGCAAUCUUGAUGCUCAGUAUGAAAUGGCAAGAUCACAAACCCACACACAAAGAGGAAUGGGUUUGGGUUUCACAUCUUCAAUGCGUGGAAUGGAUACAGUUUGAAAAAAUAUCAAUUUGGGACUUUAUAGACUUGUUCUGAUGUUGGGUCCUUGUUCACCACACAGCUAGUAUUCUAGCUUGCAUGGGUGUUGCAUUGACUUUAAUUUAUUGAAAAAUACGAUUUUUUUGUAAAUAUCAGAUCAGUGAUACUGGUGUUAGUGUUGUAAUCAGGUUCAACCCACUUCCAUUAAACUUGACAGGACUAUAGAAGGACAAUAUUUUUUAGUUCAUGAAUUCUACUUUUCAAAUAUAUUAAAGCUUCGGGUGGGAUAAAAUCUCAUGCAUAGAUUUUUCUCGUGUCCGCUGUCUUGUGUACUUUUGUACUUAACCUUGUACAGUUAUUUUCAUCUCUUGAAACAUGAAAGAAAUGUUAUGUAGAUGUUCUUUAGAAGAUCUGGCCAUUUGGUACAUAAUCCUGCACACAAGCUGGGCAGUGAUAAUAAAAAUGGUUUUCUCAAAA